Molecule: messenger RNA, 2490 nt
Organism: Symbiodinium sp. CCMP2592
Lineage: Eukaryota; Dinophyceae; Suessiales; Symbiodiniaceae
Source: the annotation of a GenBank genome assembly
AUGGCAGGCCGAGGCCGAGGCUGGGGCUCCGGCCAGGGUCGCGACUGGUACGGCAGCUGGGGCCGCAGCUGGGACAGCGGCUGGGACAGCGACUGGUACGGCUGGAGUGAUUGGGGUGGCUGGUGGAGCGGUUGGCCAGAACAGUGGCCAGGUGAUCUUGCCACUGGCACCGCCACUUCAUUGCGACGGCGACGUCGCCGGACCGCUUUGGCCACAAGAGAGCCCGCAGCCCGCAUGACCAUCAAGGGCCUUCAAGCUGAGGCCGCUUGGCGGCAUUUUGUGCGGGAGACCAACAAGCUGGCAGAGCAAGGUGUGCUGGCAGAUCUGGAAGAUGGCAAGGUGGCCUGGCACCGCUGCCCACCAGCCAAGCGGGAAAAAAAGCAGGACGACGAUUCCGUGGACUGGGGCGGCUCGGAGGAGUCACUGUCUGAGGCGGGAGGGCAUGCGGCGCCCGAUCAUGUAGAGACGGAUGAGUCGUCUGAUGGUCUUACCUCAGACGAAGAAACGCAAGAGGAUGCUGCGACUACAGGGCCUGCUCCGCCCCAGUCAAGAUGGGAACGACUGAGAGCCUUGGCCAUCAGGCAAGUUCAGGCAGCCAGAGACAAGAAUGGUCUCAGCCAAGAGGCUGUCAACCUGGUGCGGAGCGUUUCCGAGGAGGAGCCACUGCCCAAGGAGCUUCUGAGCUUGAAGAUUUCUUUCUGCAUCUGCUGCUUCGGCCGUGGAUGGCAGCUCAGGAAGGCGUUGCCAGCAAAUAUUAUGCUCCAGCGCGGCCACAUGCAGAAUGUGCGUUUCUGCAUUUCUUUGUAUGACAAUGCCGGCACGGAUGGCGAGAAGACAAGAGUUUUCAUCGAAGAACAUUUCCAGGAAGAGCUGGCAAACGGGUUCUUGGUGGUCCGCUUUGCAAAUGAUGUGCCGCAUUUUCAUUCCCCCGUGUGCAAGAACGCGGCUCACAAGCUGGCAUUGUUGGUGCCUUGGGGCCAAGGCUUUGUGUCCUCGGAUGGUCUUACCUCCUUGGACACGGACUGGACAAGGGAGCCGCAGACCUGGGAAGACGUGGCGCCAGCGACAGCUGCCUCCACGGACAGACGCAGGCACAUCCUAAUCAACCUGGACGCCGACAACAUUUUGUCUGGCAAUUUUGUUGGCCUCCUUGCCGCCAACAACCAAGUCCACGGUGGCAUUACGACCCUGCCGAGGCAGAUGUUUGGUUUCCGCUGCGACAUCGACUUCUUUGAGCGCCUGAAGCACAAGGCGCCGGGCUGGGCCUAUCGACUCUCCUUCCACCGCGGGUGGUCGAUCCCAAAUGACAGAGACGAGAAAGUUGCCCAAACCACAGCAAAGGUCCAACAUUCGGGCUGCAGUCUCACGUGGUCCUUGCAAAAUGCAAGGAACAGGGACAGCAGCAAGGAGCAGCUUAGUGAGGGGCGGUGGUUCCGGAAUACGGACACGCAACCGGAGCCCCGCAAAGCGCUGCUGCUGCUGAAAGCAUUGGGCGGCCCCUCACUAAGCUGCUCCUUGCUGGCUGCUGGAAGGAUCAGGGAUGGUCUUACCUCCCAGGUCAGGGAUGGUCUUACCUCCCAGGUCAGGGAUGGUCUUACCUCCCAGCGCGGUGCAGGCGAGGACCAUGCCAAGACAGAGGUCGAUGAGGCGAUGGAGGUGGACCAGGAGCCCCCAGUCCAAGCCACGAAGGAGGAGGCGGCAGCUGCUGCAGACGCGGCGAUGGAGUCCGCAGACGAGCCGGCCACAGCGAAGGCACGUCCAGCGGACAGGCCUACGGCUGGGAUGGUCUUACCUCCCAAGCGGAACAAGGUCUACGUGGACAUUGUGACGUGUGGGGUGGCCAACCUGCAGUUCACUUUGGCCCCGGCCAGCGGCAGGAACAGGUUGCCGGCAGCCCUGUACCACAAAUGCAAAGCAAUGAGGCUGUUGGCAACUUCCAAAGGAGACCGGGCGGUGGACCACAACGCACUUGUUGAGAUGCUGCGCGAGGUGGACGUUUUCCCGCGCAACACCACGGAGCAUGUUGCGUUGGACACGCGGGUCUUCCACGACCCCCGGAAUAAGAACACCCUGCGCCACCACAUAGGGUACCACCCCGAGAUCAUACGCAUGGUGGCGGACACCCAGACGACAUGGUUCCACGAGUUUGUCCGCUUUGUGCGACGCGCGGUCCGCGCCGCACAAGAAAAAGACAUCCCCGCGGGUCAGCGCAGGUCGGUCGGCGUCCUCUGCUUCUGCAAGAGCGGCAACCACCGCUCCGUGGCCAUGGCCUUUCUCCUCCAGCACGCCUUACAAAACUCCAACAUCAUAGAGGCAGUUCAAUGUGCUCACGUGACCGAGAUGGCAGGGAACUGGGCAGAGCGCCAGUGCGGACCUUGCGACAUUUGCCGUGGGCAACCAAACCAGGUCAACACGGCUCAUGAUAAUAUUUUGCGCCAGGCGAAACAUCGCGCCAGGAGUGCCUGGAAGCAUGCAGUCCAGAGCGCGUGA